UGCAUAAUUUGUCACGAGCAAUAGUAAACAUGGCGUUUAAAGGGAGCAAACAUUUUCUGUCAAUUAUUUUUUUAACUGGCAUUUUGGGAUGUGUCUAUUCUGUGGAAGAAGUAGUAGUUGUCCAUGCACCUGAUUCGGUCAAAUUUCUCUCCAGUGAGCCCAUUCGCUCAAGUUCCCUUGGCGACAUAUUUUCUGCAAUGCUGGCCUACACAACAAGAAGUAAGGUAGAAUGGCACAGCAUGGCAGCUGUUACUCCGUGGAAAAGGCCUGAAGCUUUAGCUAUCUUAGAAAUUUUGGGAUUUGAUAACAACAUUGACCUUCCACUUGAUGGAUCUAAGUUUUUGCUUGAAAAUGUUGGUGAUAUUGCUGGACAAUUUGAUCUUCCUGCUCAUAGAUCUGAAGAGAGAUAUUUUGGAAAAAAUGGAAUAAUGUUGCAUAUGCAUACUGGAGAUGAGCUGCAUGAAUCAAAGAUUGUACAGCCUGUAUUGCUGAAAUCUCUUCCAGCUGAUCCUGAAAAACGUUUACAAUUGGCAAUGAUUGAUUCUGAAUUAGGGCAAUUAAUUAAAGAUUCAACAUUCAACAUAUCAGUGCCAAGUGAUGUAAAGCUAUUGACUGAAUUAGCUACUGUUAAAGAAUUCUUAAAAGCUUUGUCCACACACAAAUCUGUUGUACAUGAUAACAUUCCUGAUAUAUAUUGGUUGAAGCUUGAAGGGUUUGAAAAUAUUGUCUCCACUUAUGGAUCAAAUUCUUUCCAGUUUCGUGAAGGCUUACGAUUGCUCAGGCAAAUCAUUAGUGAAUUUGAAAGAGUGCUGCGCAAUACAUAUGAUGAUAAUGUUGUGGUUGUUGUCAUUAAAGAAAACAAUAUUCCACUCUCCUUGAGCCACCGAGCAAGGAAAUUAUUGGAAGCCACAACUGAGGCUCCUGAUGUUCGAACCAACCCUUACAAUUUAGCAACCAAAUGGGAUCCCAUGUUUCCUGUCACUUUCAUGUUGAUGGUUUUCAUUGGCAUCGUCCUUACGCUGUCCGUUCUUGGUAUAAGUGUAGCUAUGUGGAAUAUGGAUCCCGGACGGGAUUCCAUCAUUUACAGGAUGACUAGUCAACGAAUGAAAAAAGAUUAGGAAGAGUACUUUACUAGUAGUUAGGAUUUCUCUCAUAGAAGCCAUCAUUUGUGUAAAUCAUUGACCUUUUUCCCUGCAUAAUAAAUUCUGUUCAUUCUAUUCCACUGUGGAUGUAUCACUUACAUGGAUGCCUUUAUGUACUUUGAACAUAUUUAAUUAAUAAUAUUAAAGUACUUUAAGUCUAUGCAGUGCGCAAUUAGUGACUAAUUUUAAUAAUAUCGUGAAGUUUGCAUUGGCGAAUAAUUGUCACGAAUAAAUUGCUGGAAAUAUGUCUUUGCAAUGCUAAUAUUUUGAUUGAAAUGCCCUUUCCAGAAAUGAAUUAGAUCCAAAAAUGUGUCCCUUGUUUUUGCUAUAUAUUUUUUAAAAAUAUGAAAAAAUUUUAUUCUUAGUUUACAAAGAAUGAAUUUAUUAAGUCUCAACGUUUUCAAAUAUUUGUAAAAAAUCAAUCAUUCACAACUACAUAAUGUCAAAUGGCAGUGAAAUUUAUCUUUCGUUACUUUUCAACUUGUGAAUAGCUGUAAGUGGUUCCAUUGUUUUUACAUUCAGUGUUAAUUUUUAUCUAGUCUAGAAAUCGGUGGAAUAUUUAAGAGUAUAAUCUAGAAAUAUUUAAAAGUAUUUUUUAAUAAAUCAAUAAUAUAUUAAUUUAAAAAGAAGUUAUUACAUUCUUAUUUGGUUAUUUUUAAAAUGUUUGUCUUUUGUUUUGCAUUCCAUUGUACGAGUGUAGACACCUACAUACUAAUUGUUUCACUUGUUUAAUUUAUUUAAAUGAAGUUUUUGUGGAUAUUUAAUGACUUUGUAAA
Messenger RNA from Uloborus diversus, 1918 nucleotides. It is a transcript of the gene ATP6AP2, whose product is annotated as renin receptor-like. Gene Ontology annotation, cellular component: membrane; external side of plasma membrane. Gene Ontology annotation, biological process: positive regulation of Wnt signaling pathway. The transcript has 8 exons. The record is from RefSeq and is a predicted model, not a curated record. Gene Ontology annotation, molecular function: signaling receptor activity. The coding region runs from base 30 to 1118 and encodes 362 amino acids. Lineage: Eukaryota; Metazoa; Arthropoda; Arachnida; Araneae; Uloboridae.